CGUACAGUAUAAAAGCGCCAAGCGUUUAUUCAAACAGUCAGCUUCCUUCAUUCCUCGUGUAUUGACGCCGUAAUUCGCCCACCACUUUCCUUUGUCCCUAUCUCUCACUCUCUGCCUCUUAGAUUUUCCCUUCCAUUAUCACAGACCCGACUAAACCAGAGCACACGCAGGAGCUUGCUCUUUUGGGGGCAAAAACAGAUUCAUACAGGGAACGAGGAAGAUGCUGCGGUCGUGUUACAGCCCACUGGAGCGCUGCUUUUUUGGGCGUCUAGGCUGUGGCUGUGGUGGAGGCAGGGGCGAUGGACUUCUCUGGCACACGGACCUCAAGCCUCAUGCGUCUGGGGAUUACUCCAUCGCGGUGGUCCAGGCCAAUUCCAGCCUCGAAGACCAGAGCCAGGUCUUCAGCUCGCCCUCCGCCACUUACGUCGGAGUCUACGAUGGCCAUGGUGGGCCAGAGGCUUCCAGAUUCGUCAACAAGCGCUUAUUUCCUUAUUUGCACAAAUUCGCUACUGAACAAGGUGGAUUAUCCGUGGAUGUGAUAAAGAAGGCAUUUCAUGUCACCGAGGAGGAGUUUUUGCAUUUAGUAAAGCGAGCAUUGCCAACACGGCCACAAAUUGCUUCAGUCGGGUCAUGCUGUCUUGUUGGUGCUAUUUCAAAUGAUGAAUUGUACGUCGCAAAUCUUGGUGACUCGAGAGCAGUUCUUGGCCGAAGAGUUCUGGAGAGUGCAAAAAACUUGGUUGUGGCGGAACGGUUGUCAGAUGAUCAUAAUGUUGCGGUUGAGAAGGUGAGGAAGGAGCUGAAAGCACUUCACCCCGAUGAUUCGCAGAUUGUGGUGUUUUGCCGUGGAGUUUGGAGGAUUAAGGGAAUAAUUCAGGUGUCAAGAUCUAUUGGCGAUGUCUACCUGAAAAGGCCUGAGUUUAACAGAGACCCAAUAUUCCAGCAAUUUGGAAACCCCGUUCCUUUGAAGCGACCAGUAAUGACAGCAGAACCCUCUAUCCUUUUUAGAAAGCUUAAGCCACAGGACUUAUUCCUGAUAUUUGCAUCAGAUGGCCUCUGGGAACAGUUAAGUGAUGAAGCAGCAGUAGACAUUGUGUUAAAAAAUCCAAGAGCUGGAAUUGCAAAGACAUUGGUCAGAGCUGCCAUUCAAGAGGCUGCAAAGAAGAAAGAGAUGAGAUAUGGUGACAUAAAGAAAAUUGAAAAGGGAGUAAGGCGUCAUUUCCAUGAUGAUAUUACUGUGAUCGUCAUUUAUCUUGACCACCAAAAAGGUUCCUCGAAUGGAAGAUUUAAGCACAAUACGUUUUCCUGCACCAAUGCACCAGUUGACAUCUUCUCCCUGAAUGCAGAUGUGGCUGAAGAUGAUCUUCUUCACCCAGUUUUCUAGAGAAACAAAACCUUUUGAAGAUUUACUGACUCCUGGUUUUUCCGAGGACUAUAUCAUGUGUUCUUUUAUUUGUUUGUUCUUUUUUUUUUGGUGGAAAGAAGGUUUGAAUAUAGAAAGGUACAGUCCUAUAUACUGAUAAUCGAGUUUGAUGGAUGCUAAUGGGAUCAAGCUGCCAUAGGUUAUGCAACUGAAGUUCUAGCUGCAUUAGUCGCUCGGUUGUUGAUUUUGCCUCGUUUGAGUUGAUGAUAGUAAAUCCAAGAGGAAAGAAGAGUAUCACGAGAACACCAGUUUUUGUAACUUUUUUUUCAAACAUAUUUUUACAAAUAACAAAGCUUCUGCUCUGUUGAGUGCUUAUCAGACAAAUGGUAACGUGCAGCUAAUAAACAACGGCCUAAGGCCGCGGCAACAUUGUUUGAUCGAACCAGUUUGUGUGUUUUGGA
Messenger RNA from Juglans regia (Persian walnut), 1821 nucleotides. Its product is annotated as probable protein phosphatase 2C 63. Gene Ontology annotation, biological process: protein dephosphorylation. NCBI's taxonomy places the organism in Eukaryota, Viridiplantae, Streptophyta, Magnoliopsida, Fagales, Juglandaceae. Gene Ontology annotation, molecular function: protein serine/threonine phosphatase activity; cation binding. The transcript is spliced from 4 exons. The record is from RefSeq and is a predicted model, not a curated record. The coding region runs from base 221 to 1381 and encodes 386 amino acids.